This is a messenger RNA of Hordeum vulgare subsp. vulgare (domesticated barley), 1473 nucleotides long. RefSeq lists its product as uncharacterized. The coding region runs from base 411 to 1217 and encodes 268 amino acids. Lineage: Eukaryota; Viridiplantae; Streptophyta; Magnoliopsida; Poales; Poaceae. The transcript is spliced from 2 exons. The record is from RefSeq and is a predicted model, not a curated record.
CUAGGGGUAACAGGGUCUUUUUACAUGUCAUUUAAUGACCUUUAAUCCCUGUUUAGUCCAUAUAAACAAACGGAUAGGGACUAGGACUUUUUAGUUAGGACUAAAAAAAAGUCCUCGGACUUCUAAAACAAACAUGACCGAAGAAAUCAACCAAAGUCGUUGAUGUGACUGCUCCCAUGAGAUUACGUAGCUACAGUACCUAGUGCUUGUACCGUUACUAGAUGAGGCUAGUCCUAAUUGGACCAACACCAUGGAGAAGAUAAAAAAUCCAGCCAAUACCACGGCCAGAGAAGACCGGAAAAGACAUCAGCAAUGGGGAGUUCCCCUCGCCCACAUGUUUGCACACCUCCGUGCCAACUCCGACUCCGCUUCCGCGCAUCGCGCCGUGCCACGUUGGCUUCGGCCACUCCAUGAGCAGCGCCGCCCCCGGCCGGCCUUGUCCACGCUUCUCCCUGCGGGCUCGGCCGCCGUCCGCGACUCGCCUAGCCACCACCACGCGCCAGACUCCCGCUGCUGCGUCGCCCCGUCCCGUCAGCGUAGUUGCAUUCACCCCAGUUGUCGCCGCUCUGCCCAUCGCCUGCCGUCGCCAGCUCGCCUCCGCCGCUCCAGCCGGCCACCGUGCAGCCGCACCUGCUUCCGCUGUAGCACAUCCAAGCCGGCCGCUGCUGCGCACAUCGCUGGCUUUCCGCAACCACAGCGCCACCGCAUCAGCCUCAAGCCGGCCCGACUGCUGCACUCCCCGCCGCCGCGCCGCCGCCGCGCCACCGCGUCAGCCUCAAGCCGGCCAACCUCCACGAGCCACCGCCGCCACCUCGGCCUUCCCCAUCUCGCUUCCGAGCCAUCAAGACCUCACUUGCCCUUGGUACGGCCCACCACCGUGGCCUCGCCUCGCUCAUCCGACUCCGCCAUGGCUCUGUUUGCCGAUUGCAGAAUCAUCAAACAUAAGGCAUGUCCACCGAAGUAUACUGAAGCUCGGGCCAGCGUCAUCUUGCAUUGACAUCCGUCCAUAUUGCAUUACGGAUAUGUGCACAAACCGGUGUCCACCAUGCCUAAUCGGAUGCACACAAGACGCCACCCACACGACCCGGAUAUUCUUGGACCAAAUAAUAAAGCUGGCAGAUCGAGAGGCCCGCCGGCUUACAAUGACGCGGUUAACUCUCACGUCCGCACGAUCAAGACGAGUUAUAAUGACGCGGCCAACUCUCACAUCCGCGUGACCAAGACGGCUUAAAAUGCCGCGACCGAUUCUGACAUCCGUAUCAAAUUGCCAGACGACUCUUGCAUUCAACUCAAGAUACCGGUGCAGUGCCUGCCUAUGCGAACCGCCCAAUGGACGCACGUAAGACGCCACCCACACAGUUCAGUUUACAUCAACCCGCCGGUGAAGUGCUUGCCUGUACGAGCGACCCAAUAGAUGGAUGCAAGACGUGUUGGAAAUAUGCCCUAGAGGCAAUGAUAAAAUAGUUAUUAUUA